Molecule: messenger RNA, 1186 nt
Organism: Mytilus trossulus (common blue mussel)
Lineage: Eukaryota; Metazoa; Mollusca; Bivalvia; Mytilida; Mytilidae
Exons: 3
Coding region: 129-1091 (320 amino acids)
Source: RefSeq, a predicted model, not a curated record
AAACAAAACUACGAGUAGAUCAUCGUCUGAUAUAUAGAUCAUAUCGGUGGCAAAAAUGUAACGUAGAGAUUGUGUUCCGAGCCGGUAAAAAGGGUCGAAAUAACAUCUAACAUACAGAACAGAAUAGGAUGAAAGGGGUCAUUUUCUGUGACAAACUAUACAAGUUUGGGAGGUUCUCUCAACCCUUUCGAAGUUUGUCAAACAUCAUAAUGAAGAAGAAUUCUACAGGUUAUCUAAGAAUACCAAAAGAGUUCAUGGAACGUACAGAUUGGCAGCUUUUAUCAGCUGAUAACAAGAAAGUUGAAGCCACCAUGAGACACCCUGGUCUAGAAUUUAGAGAUUAUGACAAAACAGGUAAACCAAAGUUAUGGGAAAUGAUGAGUUUAUGUUCUUCAUCUCGUGUGUACAUGCAUCAUGUUGCAAUAGAUAAUAUUGGAAGCACUUUUCGAGACUUUAAAGACUUAACAAAAGACCACAUGACUUUCCUUGUAACUAGUCAACUGACUUUUUCAAAAGCCUUAUACAAUAUGUCCAUUCUGAAUAAUCCUUUGCUUAUAAAAGUACAAGGUGGUUACAUAGGAAACACCUCAUUAAAUGCACUUACAACCGUAAGCUUGGAUGGAAACAGCACAGAAUUGAUGUCAAACAUAAAUCAAGUUGUGUAUAUUGACCCAGAAACAAGGAAACCAACUCCAUUACCAAGUUGGUGGAAGGAAAAAUAUGCCGAAUCUGCCAAAGAAAAAUCAUCAUUGAUAAUAGAAAAAUUUAAAAGACCAUUAAAAACAGGUCACCAAAGAUUUCAGGUCACUUGGACAUAUACAGAUGGCUAUGAGCAUGCAAAUUGGACAAGUUAUGCACGAUAUGCAAUUGACAGUGCACAUCUUUGUAGCAAAGAAGGAAUAUUAAAACAAUUUGAGGAAAAUAUUGAAAAUGGUGUUUCAAAGAUUGAGUUGCACUACUAUGGAGAAUCACUGCAGGGUGAAUAUUUAGACAUUUAUACUUGGGAAGAUUCAGAGGACUCAAAAAAACUUUAUUUUGAUAUAAGCAAAGAUGAAAAAUCUAUAUUUCAGUGUAUCAUGUAUUUCUUUUGAUAUUGUAAGAUUUGCAUUACCUUACUGACUUACAAAAAUCUAGUAAUAGAAUUGUACUUAGAAUUGCUAUAAUAUUGAAUAUACUUUUAAUGAUG